UUAUGGUUCUUGAUCACAUUAUUAUAAUAAAACUAUAAGUGUGCUUCAACAGUUGUUGUUGACAAACACAGUGGUUAGAAAUCCUUUGGUAUUACUGGCAGGCUCAAAUAUUUUUUUUUUGUUCUAUUUUGUUAUUCUUAUUGUACACUUAUCUGUAGCUAUUAUGUAAACAUAAUUAUGAAGUAACAAAAUUCCACAUUCAAACAUUAUUUUUAUACACAAAUCUAGUUGGUUCAUAUUUUUAUAGAAAUAAAUUAAUUAAAGUAUGUUUUUACAAAAAUAGAUUUUUAAUUUUAUUUUACAAAAUGAGAAUUACUAAAUUAUUUUCGAGUGCUAAGUUAAUAGAGAGAAGUACAAAUUGUUGUAGGGUUGUUCGAAAUUAUUGUAGUUCAAAGGAUACAAGUGGCACCAAAGAAGGAAAAACUGAUUCUAACAAGAAAGGUCUAGUGGUGGGUGUAUAUAAAACAAAGAACAAAUUUGAACUAACACCAAUUGCACAAGAAAUCAACCAAAAGAGUGGAGACAAGUUGACUGAGCAUUUGAACAGUGAAUUGUGUGGAGAGCUGCGGUUGGGCAAGGCGUUUACACUGACAGAUGUGGUGCCAGAAUAUUCCGCCAUAGCAAUCACCUGCUUUGGACCUAAGGAUGCUGGCUACAAUGCUCUUGAAUCACUGGAUGAGGCUAGGGAGAACAUUCGUUGGGGCGUGGGUGCGGGCGUGAAGUUGUUGAAGGCGCGCGGCUGCGGCCUCAUCGAGGUGGAUCCCGCCAACGCACCUGACGCGGCUGCCGAGGGCGCCAUGCUAGCAGCAUGGAGGUUCCAAAAGUUCAAGACGAAAGACUCCCGUAAGACUAAGUGCCACGUAAAGUUGUAUGGCAACGAGGGCAAAGAGCUGUGGACGCUGGGCGCUAUAUACGGGGAGGCACAGAACUGGGCGCGGUACCUGUCUGACAUGCCCGCCAAUAAGAUGACGCCUGUCGACUUAGCACAGGCGGCCAUCGACGUCCUGUGUCCGCUGGGAGUGAGCGUGGAGGCGCACGACCGCGAGUGGAUCAAGGCGCAGCGCAUGCAGGCCUUCCUGGCCGUCGCGCGCGGCUCGUGCGACACGCCCAUGUUCCUCGAGUGUAUCUACCGGCCCGGCGCCGUCACCGCCGCGCCCGUACUACUCGCGGCUAAAGGAGUCACCUUCGACAGCGGUGGCCUGUGUUUGAAGGACUGCAAUAUGAUGCUGGACAACCGCGGCAGUAUGGCCGGCGCCGCCGUCGUACUCGCCGCUAUCAAGAUUAUCGCUAAACUUAAGUUGCCGAUAAAUGUGUCGGCAGUGAUCCCCAUCUGUGAGAACAUGGUGAGCGGUCAGUGCAUGAAGGUGGGAGAUGUCGUCAAGGCGCUCAACGGACUAUCCAUUGAGAUAGAAAACACGGACAUGGAAGGCCGGUUGAUGAUGGCGGACGCGCUGGUAUAUGGCCAGUCGCUGUUCAAACCCGCAAUGGUCAUUGAUGUUGCUACUUUCACCCUGCAGUGCAAAAUGACGAAUAUGAUUCGGAUGAGUUGUUGCGGCUGUUACAAGGUGUGGAACCUGAUUCCGACUAAAAAAUUUGUGAUCGACUCAGGUCUAUAUUUGUUCGCCGACACAGCUAAAAGUUUGCGAAACCGAGAGCCGCAACGAAUAGACGGUGUCCUGAUGGCGACGGGUGGCGGCGCGUUCGGUUGCUUCAGUAACUCGGAGUCAGCCUGGCGCGCCGUGCAGGCCGCCGGCGUCGUCACCGGGGACAGACCAUGGCGGUUCCCGCUGUGGAAGUACUUCCACAAACAGAUCACCAAUGACCCUGCAGUGGAUUUGAGGAAUAAGGGAUCUGGACAUGGCACCCCAUGUCUUGGAGCUGCUUUUCUAAAGAACUUCGUGUGCUGCGACUGGGUGCACAUGGACAUCACGGGCGUGGGCAAGGUGACGGAGUGGGGCGCCGUGCCCUACCUGCAGGCGCGCCGCAUGUCGGGCCGCCCCGCGCGCACGCUGGCCGCGCUGCUGCACCACGUCGCCGCCGCCAGCGCCAACGACAAGGACAAGAACAAGAAACAAGAACCCACUCCGUGCGCCGCGAAGUCCUAAAUUAUCCUUUACUUUCGGCUAAUAUGUUUAGAACUGUUGUGGUUCGGUCACAUUGAAACCCCAUAAAACACUUGAUAUAAACGAGUCUACUAGUGAUGUCUUGUCCAGUAAAGUUUGUAAGAAACGUUCAAUAAACUUAUCUCAAGCGCAUCGUCUCGUUUUAAAACUUAAUUUAAAGGACUUUUACUUCAAACAUACAACAUUCCAUAUCAAUGAGAUCUUUAUCGUUAAAACUAUACACAACAUACAUUGAGAAAUUCGAGCAGACCACAACCAGCAGGUUAGAGCGCGUAGGCGUAUCAGUAGAGUACACAAACAUCGAGUGUAAUCUCAUUAGUCUACACAAUUAAUAACAGCGCAUUAGGGCGAGCUCGGGUAAAUAUUUACGAACAACGCAAAAACUAAACACAUAAUCAAAUCAACGGGUGCGAAAUGAAACACCGAUGCUUAUUGACCUAAAAAUGAAGAAACAUUUAUUUUCAGUAUGUCUUUUGUAAAAUUUAAUAACAGAAUGAAUCAAAUGUGGUAAGAGAAUAACAGAGCGGAUUACUUUCCAUUUCGAUAGAAUUAGUUUCACCAACAAUAGAAAUAUAAUAUUUAUCAAGUCAUUUACAGAUACAAUUAAUGCAGUACCAAUAAAUCUAAUUUAUUCGUUUACUGAGUUAGUUAAAUUUAAACAUUUAUUACGUUAUCAUAAUGUACACGGAGUGGAGCGGGCGGAGGGAGCCGUCCGCCGGGUACACUAUCUUUUUUUGGGAUUUUUUAAAUUUUUAUUCCUCACGUACUUUAUAAAUAUCUCAUACUUGAAAAAAAUUUACAUUAAAAUGUAUCGGAAAGGUGCGGGACGCUAGCACCGCAGACACUAGGGCGCGACGCAAACAGAGGCACGCACGCACACAUACAGGACGGCGGCCGCCCCAAUAUACACAAAUAUAAAUAUGAGCCGACACGAACCCGAGACUUAUACCAUCACAUUGCGACGCACACCUAUUCGUUUUCCCUUUGUACCGCUACAGUUAAAAUUUUUCUUACAUAGUAAAAUUAACGGAAUACUUUAAAUCUAAAUAAAAAGAGAAGGCGGAGACGACGGAGCGCGGGGAACAUGCCGCCGCGCUCCGUCGUCCGCGCCCAACGUUACAAGUACAUCAUUAAACUGAAACGAUGACAAUAUUUAAUUUAUCGCAAACACUAGAGAAAUGCAGGUCCAAUACGAUGGUAAUAUUGUGUGUCAUGAAACAAAAUGUAUAUUUAAAUUCUCUGCUUUUUACACACACACUAGCCGGCGGCUCACUUCGACGUCAUCAUGGUGACGAAUUCUGCAAAAUUGACUUGUCCGUCGCCGUCGAUGUCGGCCUCGCGGAUCAUCUCAUCGACCUCCUCGUCGGUGAGCUUCUCGCCGAGGUUGGUCAUGACGUGGCGCAGCUCAGCCGCCGAUAUGAAACCGUUGCCGUCCUUGUCGAACACGCGGAACGCUUCACGGAUUUCCUCCUCACUGUCGGUGUCCUUCAUUUUGCGGGCCAUCAUCGUCAGGAAUUCGGGGAAAUCUAUCGUGCCGUUACCGUCUGCGUCAACUUCGUUGAUCAUGUCUUGAAGCUCUGCUUCUGUGGGGUUCUGUCCUAAGGAUCUCAUAACGGUUCCCAACUCUUUGGUUGUGAUGGUGCCGUCGCCAUCUUUGUCGAACAGUGAGAACGCCUCCUUGAACUCGGCGAUCUGUUCCUCUGUCAGUUGAUCCGCCUUGUAGAUUAACUUGGAUUAUCAGGAGCUACACUAAAAAAAUCACAGACUACGCCGCAAAAGCGACCGCACGGAUCGACGGUUGAAACGAUACUGCCGCCCUCACUCGCGCGAGCGGCCGCGCCGAGAAACUCGCGACCGCGAUUCGCUUCGUGCUCGGUCACGAAUCGUUCCGAAUCGACUAUUCGAUUCACCGUAUUUUCAUAUCCGUUUUCCGACGCUCGGAAUAGUUUUUAACACUACGCUACAAUCGUUUCGUUUCAAAACUUUAUCACUCGAACGUCCAAGUCCAUGUCUCGGGACGCACAACACAGGAUUAAAUUUGAUCCGCAAAGGAUAGUCGGUUUUAUAUCGGGCUGGUGCGGCGGCGUGGACUGGCGUUCGGCGCGCGCCGAUUGGCCGUCGCGCACCUGCAAUGCGUCACUGCGGGCGCUAGCGGCGACCGUGGAGCGAGUGGCGAGCGCCGAGUGGCGGCCGCCAGCAGCGUCUCACGCCUCGGGCUGCGGCGCGGCGGCUGCUCGACUGCUCCCGAGCACCCCGAUGCCCUAGUUCGCGGUCGAGGCGAGGGCGCGCCGCAGUGGCCGCCUGCAAACACCGGCCGUGCUAACGAGAUAACGUUGGCUGCCGCACGGGCGCAGGCUUCCCGCCACGCCGCACCACGCCGCUGCCUAUCGUAUAUGUCACUAGCACUCAUCACGGCUCAUAACGCGUCGCAUUAUUGACGCAAUAUGAAUGCUUAUGCAAUGCUAAUUUUAUUACUACGGCCAGUUUGUUACAGCAAAGAGAAUGAAAAAGAUGAUUGCUACACUAUCCAAAACCCUUUCUGCAUAGACAUAACAAGUAUUAAAAAGCUAUAAAUUAUGAUGACAGAAGACUAACGAACGUUUACUAAAAUGUUAUACUACCCACCUAUAAGAAAAACUUGGCAAAAAUAAUUUUAUUUCUGACAAUAUUUAGGUUGUGCUACAAGUGGCUGUGGCGACUUAACAAAACAACAAUAAAUCAUUUUAGAAGUACUCAAACCACUUCUCGUUUUAGCAAUGAAGAUGAUAAACAUUACUUAUCAAUUUUCUGAUCCGAUUAAAACUAUCGAUUUGCAACUUACUAAAUCGUUGUUAAUCAAUGGUCUUCCUUCCCUAUUAAAUGCAAAUGAAGUUUAUUGUUUAUUGUCAGAACUCAAUAAUAUUAUUUUACUAAGGCGUCUCUACACAUUCGGACACACAAGCCUGUAAUAUGUCACUUAAUUAUAGUUUUUUUUUUUCUAAGGAGUUAUUCUAUUUCGAUUGAAAUGUUUAGUAUGACUAUACACUUUAUUUCGUUUCGGUAGUAGUGUUAGUUUUGCCCACCUGACCUACAGCGCCAUCUGCCGGUGAGUUACCACAAACUAAUUAGAAAAUCUUUAGACUUGCAAAUUAUGGUGUUUUAAAACUAGAACUAACAUUGCAUUCUGUCUUAUUGUUAUUGCGUAAAACUUAAGGAGAAAUGAUUGUUACUUACGAACAUAAUGUAAGAACUCUUAUUCCCAGAAGGGGAAGGUAGAGGAGCGAAUUCGAGAAGCGAAGUCACUUCAUCGUUUAUGUUGGGAAUCUCAUGUUACAGGGGGCAUGAAUAUAUUUCCAAAAUAUAGGGUUU
This is a messenger RNA of Spodoptera littoralis (African cotton leafworm), 5471 nucleotides long. The record is from the annotation of a GenBank genome assembly. Lineage: Eukaryota; Metazoa; Arthropoda; Insecta; Lepidoptera; Noctuidae.